This is a messenger RNA of Entamoeba invadens IP1, 942 nucleotides long. RefSeq names its product restnol dehydrogenase, putative. NCBI's taxonomy places the organism in Eukaryota, Evosea, Mastigamoebida, Endamoebidae. The record is from RefSeq and is a predicted model, not a curated record. Bases 1 to 942 code for a protein of 313 amino acids. The transcript has a single exon.
AUGGAUUUGGUAUCAUUGCUUUGUAUAUCAGUGUUUAUUGCCAUUUUUUUGGUGUUAGUCCGCCUUUAUGCAGCUGGGGGUGUCAAUCACUCUCACCGUGAUUUGACCAACAAAGUUAUUGUAGUCACAGGAGGCACCAAUGGCAUGGGUAAGUUAUUAGUUGAGCAGUUAGCGGAUUGCGGUGCUCAAAUAAUUUCAAUGUCUCGAAACGAUACACUUGCUGGAAAGGUUAUAGAAGAGAUCAAAUCUGUCCACAAAGAUUGUGAUCUUUCACAUAUUCAUUUGGACUUAAAUGAUAUGGCUUCUGUGAAAAAAGCUGCGGAAGAGUUGAAUACCAAAGUUGAUCACAUCGACAUAUUGGUUAACAACGCGGGUGUCAUGAGAGUGCCAUAUGGAAAGACUGCUCAGGGUUUUGAAAAGCAAAUGGGGGUCAAUUACUUGGGGCACUUUUUAUUGACGCAAUUGGUAUUACCAAAGAUAGAAAAAGUCCAUGGGAGAGUUAUCAACUUGUCUUCAGUUGCCUCACUCCUUUAUAAAAAGACCGUUUUUCCUUUCACUGCUGAAGAAAAGGAAUUCAUGUCAAUGAGAUAUUAUUGUGAAAGUAAAUUGGCAAUGGCGAUGUUCGCAAAGCAACUCUCCAAAAAGAAUAGCAAUAUCACCGCUGUGUCGGAACACCCGGGUUGCGUCAGAACAGCUCUCUGGCAGUUCUUCCCAUAUUGGAUGCAAAUUGUCUGUGGACCGGUUCUGAGAGUCAUUUUUAAAUCACCAGUCGAAGGUGUUCAAACUGCUUUAUAUCUCGUGAACGAAGAAAAUGUCGCGAACGGGGAAUACCACGCAGACUGUAAAGUGGCUGGAAAGCACAACAAGUGUCUUGAUGAUGACACACUUUUAGAAAAAUUGUGGGACGACUCAAUGGAAGCUGUCAAACCAUUUAUGAAUUAA